AUGAGCGGAGCCAAGCUGAGUUUCACCAUCUAUAAUAUGGCCAAAACUACAUGGAACACGCUGCAGUUGCGUAAGCAGUUGCGCUCGAAGCGGCGCGGUGGAGAUAGCGGUUGGAAUCGAGGUGGGAUCAUCGCGGACUACAGUGAGAAAAGGCAAUCGUCACCUAAAUGGUGUAACACAUUGAUGGAUAUGAGGAAAAGAAGUGAAUUUCGCUUUUGUCUCUCGCAGUGCACAAGGAGUGUGGACGAGGAGUAUUGUGUGAGAAUUUCGGAUGAUUUUGAGCGCUUGUUGCACGUCAGGCUUCAGACUACAAUCAGGUGGGUUAGAAAUCAUCCGAAUUAA
Molecule: messenger RNA, 342 nt
Organism: Necator americanus (New World hookworm)
Lineage: Eukaryota; Metazoa; Nematoda; Chromadorea; Rhabditida; Ancylostomatidae
Exons: 3
Coding region: 1-342 (113 amino acids)
Source: RefSeq, a predicted model, not a curated record